AUGUCCUACUAUUCAUUAGGUAUAAAACCACUAAUUCAGGCUGGAAUCCCUCUAUCUAGUGUUCAGUCUAGUCCAUCACUCCCUAUUUCUAGUGUUCAGUCUAGUCCAUCAGUAUCUGUUUCUAGUGUUCAGUCUAUUUCAUCAGUCCCUCUAUCUAGUGUUCAGUCUAGUCCAUCAGUCCAUCUUUCUAGUGUUCAGUCUAUUUCACAGUCUAUUUCAUCAGUCCCUAUUUCUAGUGUUCAUUCUAGUCCAUCAGUCCCUCUUUCUAGUGUACAGUCUAUUUCAUCAGUCCCUAUUUCUAGUGUUCAGUCUAGUCCAUCAGUCCCUCUUUCUAGUGUUCAGUCUAUUUCAUCAGUCCCUCUAUCUAGUGUUCAGUCUAGUCCAUCACUCCCUAUUUCUAGUGUUCAGUCUAGUCCAUCAAUAUCUGUUUCUAGUGUUCAGUCUAUUUCAUCAGUCCCUCUAUCUAGUGUUCAGUCUAGUCCAUCACUCCCUAUUUCUAGUGUUCAGUCUAGUCCAUCAGUCCCUAUUUCUAGUGUUCAGUCUAGUCCAUCAGUCCCUCUUUCUAGUGUUCAGUCUAUUUCACAGUCUAUUUCAUCAGUCCCUAUUUCUCUAUGUAUCACCGAUAGUUUUCAAACAUGUCAUAUUUGA
This is a messenger RNA of Mytilus trossulus (common blue mussel), 648 nucleotides long. RefSeq lists its product as uncharacterized. The record is from RefSeq and is a predicted model, not a curated record. The transcript is spliced from 3 exons. NCBI's taxonomy places the organism in Eukaryota, Metazoa, Mollusca, Bivalvia, Mytilida, Mytilidae. Bases 1 to 648 code for a protein of 215 amino acids.